Molecule: messenger RNA, 1654 nt
Organism: Dermochelys coriacea (leatherback sea turtle)
Lineage: Eukaryota; Metazoa; Chordata; Testudines; Dermochelyidae
Gene: OSGEPL1
Product: O-sialoglycoprotein endopeptidase like 1
Biological process (GO): tRNA threonylcarbamoyladenosine modification
Cellular component (GO): mitochondrion
Source: RefSeq, a predicted model, not a curated record
CAUUGGCCCAGCUGUGCCACGUGACCAGGCCUUGUUCAAUCAGGGCAGCGACAGCGAGCCGGGCUGCUCUUAGGAGGAGGCCGCUUUUAACCCUUGCGGGGCGGAAGCCGCUGUCGCCGCUGCACCUUGUCGCAGGGGCGGGGCCAGGAGCAAACAAAAAGUGUAGAACAUGAUACCAACAGUUGGAAACACUGAACAAAAUCUGUUUUGAAACAUGUUUUGGGUGCAGUUCUUUUCUAGGCAUGCCUCUGUGCAGAAGAUUUUAGCAAUGAGCAGUGUAACCAGAUGCACUUCAAAAUCAGUUGAACAUGGCUGGUCUGUGUGUCUAAGAAGCAUUUUCUUUAACUCUGUCAAAUACUAUCCCACUAAAUUAGUUCUGGGAAUUGAAACUAGUUGUGAUGAUACAGCAGCUGCUGUGGUUGAUGAUACUGGCAAAAUCUUAGGAGAAGCUCUACAUUCUCAAAAUGAAGUCCAUUUAAAAACAGGUGGGAUUAUUCCUCCAGUGGCACAGCAACUUCACAGAGAAAAUAUUGAGCGAAUAGUGAAAGAAACACUCUGCGUCAGUGGAAUCUCUCUCAAUGAACUCUCUGCUGUUGCAACUACUGUAAAGCCAGGACUCGCUUUAAGUCUUGGAGUGGGAUUAGAAUAUAGUUUAAAAUUGGUGGACAAGUAUAAAAAACCUUUCAUACCCAUCCAUCACAUGGAGGCACAUGCACUUACAAUUAGGCUAAUAAACCAAGUGGAAUUUCCUUUCUUAGUUCUUUUAAUCUCUGGAGGCCACUGUAUCCUGGUAGUAGCACAAGGAGUUUCGGAUUUCCUUCUGCUUGGACAGUCAGUGGAUAUAGCACCAGGAGACAUUCUUGACAAGGUAGCAAGAAGACUGUCUCUAAUAAAGCACCCAGAGUGUUGCAGAAUGAGUGGUGGGAAAGCUAUAGAGCACUUGGCCCAACAGGGAAACAGGCUGCAUUAUGAACUCAGAACUCCCAUGCGACAUCAUCCUAACUGCAAUUUUUCCUUUUCUGGACUUCACUCCAAUGCCACUAGAAUAAUUAUGCAAAAAGAAAGGAAGAAGGUAUUUCAAAGUAAGAUAUAUACAAAUUGUACACCUGUGUGGUUAUAUUUGCAAAACCCUUUGCUCACAAUUUCUGCAGGUGUACAGGAGGGACACCUCCUGUCCUGUGUUACAGACAUUGCUGCUGCAGUACAGCAUGCAGUAGCACUUCAUAUUGCCCAGCGAACACGGGCCAUUCUGUUCUGCAUAAGAAGCGGCAUCCUAUCACAAACAAAUGCAACUUUGGUUGUAUCAGGAGGAGUUGCAAGUAACCAGUAUAUCCGAAGAGCUCUGCAAAUUGUAACAGAUAACUUUAAUUUGCUGUGUCCUCCUCCCAGACUCUGUACUGACAAUGGUGUUAUGAUUGCAUGGAAUGGCAUUGAAAGGAUGCGUGCAGGCUUAGGUGUGUUACACAGCACAGAUGGCAUACGCUAUGAACCAAAAGCUUCUCUUGGAAUUGAUAUCUCAGAACAAGUCGGAGAAGUUGCCAUCAAGGUACCAAGUCUAGAAGUCUCCCUAAAUGAACUUUCAACUAUCAACUUAUAACACAUCCAGUUUGGGAAUUAUUGUUCAUAGCUAUUAUUAAAAUGUUUAAGUUUCUUA